Molecule: messenger RNA, 2822 nt
Organism: Mytilus californianus (California mussel)
Lineage: Eukaryota; Metazoa; Mollusca; Bivalvia; Mytilida; Mytilidae
Exons: 9
Coding region: 1-1743 (580 amino acids)
Biological process (GO): proton transmembrane transport
Cellular component (GO): plasma membrane
Molecular function (GO): voltage-gated proton channel activity
Source: RefSeq, a predicted model, not a curated record
AUGAGUAGAAGGUGGUUAUCUAUUAAACGAAAAGCAAAUAAUUCUGAAGCCAGCAGCUUAAAGAAACUCGCAGCUGGUUCACUCACAUUUGCCAAAGCAUAUUCCAAUGGAGAAGCCAAGUCACAAAUCGACCAUCUUGAACAGGAACUUGAAGAAGAGAUUAAAAGGGACACUAAAUCAGUACCCGACACCAAAGUAGCGAGGUUUCUCCACAAAGGCCGGAAGUUACUCCGCAGCAAAAAUGUUUUAAUGAUGAUUGUGAUACUCAACGUAUUUGACUGCGGGCUAGUUCUUGGUGAACUCAUACUUGAUCUUCAUCAUGUGAAAGAUAUACUGACAAAUGUAGAACAAUCUUCUUCAACAUUCCUUGAAAACCUGCAAAAUAAAUAUCCAGAUGAAAUAGAAUAUACUGAUCUUUCUUAUCUUGAAGAAAUAUACUCAAAAUUAUCUAACGCGAAUAUUGAAUGGAUAAAUGACACAUCAAUUGACCCUGUUCCGAAAGCUGACAGUCAAGAUUACAUUGGAUACAAAGUCAGGAGAUUUGUUUUCGAAGAUAUCAAAAUUACCAAUGAAGUUAGAAACAAAAAUGAAAGGUUACACAAAAGACAUAGAGGUCAGUAUUACUCCGGACAACAUAGGUUAAAGAGGUCGUCUGGAAGUGAUGACAUUAAUUCAUCACAGGACAAAGACCACAAACAUAGUACUCCUGAGAGCACGGAAGAAGAAAUUGCUCGUGGUUUCCAUGCAACUAGUAUUGGUAUUGUGCUUAUCUUAUUAACAGAGACAAUAUUCAAAGUUAUAUGUUUUGGGAAACAAUUUUUUGAGAAAAAAUUGGAGGUUUUUGAUGCCUGUAUUGUAGCAUUGUCCUUUGUGGUUGAUCUCGUUUUUCUAAAAGGCCUGUCGGUGUAUACUAUUCAGGAAUUUGUUUUCAUAUUAGCCUUCAUGUUACCAUGGGGAGUUAUUCGAGUAGUUAACAGUCUUGUUGUUGCUGUUCGGGAUCAUGAAUGUUUUCGACUUAAAUUGUUAUUCACUCAAAAGAAACGAGUUGACUGUGAAAACAACGGACUUAGACAGGAAAAAGCAAAAUUACUUGAACAAAUAGAGUUGCUGAAAAAACUAUGUCUUGUUGAAGGUAUUGAUGAAUGGAAAAUCCAACAAAAUCUAGUUCCAACGUCAACUAAUAAAGCACGAGGAUUAAAAGGCUCAUUUGCCAGUCUAGCGUUCGGCUCACUUGUCGGCACAAAAGAAAAUGGAAGAAGUUUUUGGAAUAUGUUACAUGCACCAAAGAUGCGAAGAGGAAAAUCUGAAGAAUGGACAGGUAAACUAGGCGUUUCCAAAGAAGAUACAAUUUCACUUAAAGACUGUCAUAAAAAUUCUGUAAGUGGAAGUACACAAGAUUUAAAGAAAAACAGAGUUACAACUCAACAGUUAUCACAUCAAUUUACUGUUGAAAGUGACCCAGGAACAGCAGAGAAGAAAUCUCGAUUCAAAGCAAUAAAACGAUUUCUUAAACGACAAGAGACUGUAUCAUCGUACUCAUCAAACGAUACUAUCGAUAAAUUAUCGUCAAAUCAUACACCUUCCUGUAGUAUCGACGACGAUAGUGUGGGCGUUUCCAUUCCUAGUGGUAUAAAUAUUGCGUUUGAAUUACAGCGAUCUGACGAUGAACACGACGAAACAACAGAAUUUAUUGAACAAACAAACGACAUAACUCAGAAAUCAAAUGAUAACGAAGAAGUGUAAAUUACAAAAAUACGUUAUUUUGAUUAUAGAAAAGGAACAAGAUAUGCCGGCAGCAUAUUCAUGCAUAUGUACAUUGAUCUCAAAGAGUGAUUUGCAGAUUCAUACGAAAGGAUGCACUUUUAUAACUGUUGAUAUUUAGUUAGAUAGAUAUCCAUCAAGUUAUUGUAUUCAACUUUGUUUCAUGAUACAAGUGUAGCCCUGAAUGUGUUAUAUUUUUUUAUACUGAAACUGAAUUGGGGAUGUUUUGCAAGUUCUGUAUCCUAUUCAAAAAGAUGACUAAUAAAAGAUUGUAGUGUACUGCUGACAAUAUUUAGAGACAGACAUGAAUUAUGGACAAUGUGCAGUACAUUAAAUGUGUGAUUUUGAGAGAUCUUUCACAUUUUUGUUUUAGAAUGCAGUGUCUACGAAAUCAAUCUAGUGAUUAUAGAAAUUGAAAACUUCAAAUUAUAUUCAUCAAUUAUUGAUGGAUCGUUUUAGUUGAGAACGAAAACUAUAAGUGCAAGAUUUUUGUGUUCAUAGUAAUUAUAAAAGUCAAUAUUACUGCACAACAAUGGCAAAUUUAGCCCAUUGACUUGUAAAUUAUCUUAAUUUGCAUAUUUGGUAACAAAAUUUAGUAUAGUAUAUAUUUUAAAGUCGUAUUAAAAGAUACGCAACAAGAAAUCUUACUUAAAUUUUAACAUUUAUCUGCAUUGACAUAAACAUGUACAUAUAUUGUUUUUUCAUUUAAAGCUUUAAUGUGUUUCGAUACCCUUUGGGGGAACAAAUAUAAUUCGUGUACACAACAUUUGUUUAAGAAAUAGCCUUCAGCAGUUAAGCUCGGGACAGUAAAUUUAGAAAGCCAAACAUAUAAAAUGUUUCAGAGCAUAAUACCAAAACGGUUCUAAAGACAGCCAAAAGCCGUUUUUAACCACCAUUGAUGGAGGUGCUAUAUAAAUAUAUUUCGUAAUAAUGACACCUUAUGUCAAAAUAACGACUUCCUAUGUCGUAAUAACGACAAAAUAUAUCCGUUUCAUGUAUUAAAGAUGCGGGAGUCCAUUAGUUUCAAUUUUUUCCGUUUGUCCGUCUGUCCGUCAACAAUU